GAAAUCCAUCUUGCUUUUCUGAAAUGGCUUGAGGGAAAUGUAGAUGCUGAAGGAUUAAGAGCAUCCAGCAAGGUGUCUCUUAAAUUUGUUUCAUCCUGUGAAUCAAAAAUGGAGAUAACGCCGUCUCUCAUGCCAGUUAUCACUGAAAUGGGAAGCUUCUCAUCAGAACAUUUCAGCCUGAAAACAUAUCAACAGAAUCUUCAAACAAAGAAGCUUGGGAAGAUUAUUCUUUUUACUGAAGUUACAACAACAACAAUGGAUCUUCUGGAUGGGUUAAUGUUCGAGUUGCCUGAGGAGAUGGGUUUAAUAGCAAUUGCUGUUCGACAAACACAAGGGAAAGGUCGUGGUAGUAAUAUUUGGCUCAGUCCCGUGGGCUGUGCACUCUCCACUUUGCAUAUGGCCAUUCCUCUACAUUCUAACCUGGGGCAGAGAAUUCCUUUUGUUCAACACCUGGUAUCCUUGGCAGUGGUAGAGUCAGUUAGAUCAAUACCAGGAUAUGAGAAUAUUGAUCUGCGAGUAAAAUGGCCAAAUGAUAUUUACUACAGUGAUCUUAUGAAGCUUGGUGGAGUUCUGGUAAAUUCUACGCUUAUUGAAACAACAUUUCAUAUACUUAUUGGCUUUGGAUUUAAUGUGAGUAACAGCAACCCCACCAUAUGUAUCAAUGAUCUCAUCACAAAAUUUAAUAAGGAAGAGGGGACAAAGCUGAAGGCUUUAACUGCAGACUGUCUUAUUGCAAGAACUGUAACUGUGCUGGAGAGGCUCAUAGAUAUUUUCCAGGAGAAGGGGCCCAACGGAGUUCUUCCCCAUUACUACAAGUACUGGGUACACAGCGGUAAGCAAGUCCGUCUCCACAGUGAGGAUGGCCCAAUUGCAUGGAUAGUCGGGAUAGAUGACUACGGAUUCCUUCAAGUUCAUGAAGAGGGCAAAGGUGUGGAGUCUGUGCACCCAGAUGGCAACUCUUUUGACAUGCUGAGAAACCUGAUAGUCCCAAAGCAUUCAUAG
Messenger RNA from Balearica regulorum gibbericeps (East African grey crowned-crane), 1002 nucleotides. The record is from RefSeq and is a predicted model, not a curated record. Lineage: Eukaryota; Metazoa; Chordata; Aves; Gruiformes; Gruidae.